UUUCAGAGUCGAACGAAAUAUAUUAGAAACCCUAGCUGCGUUCAUCGCUCUCUCACGGUCGGUCGGAAACAGAGGAGAUUCAUCAGAGUUUUACUAAUGGCUCACAGGGUUCAUCAGUACCAGGUUGUGGGCAGAGCUCUCCCAUCUGAAACCGAUGAUCAUCCUAAGAUAUAUCGGAUGAAACUAUGGGCUACAAAUGAGGUUCGCGCCAAGUCCAAAUUCUGGUACUUUCUGAGGAAACUCAAAAAGAUCAAGAAGAGCAAUGGUCAGCUCCUUGCUAUCAACGAGAUAUUUGAGAAGAAUCCGACCAAGAUCAAGAACUAUGGUAUCUGGCUGCGUUAUCAGAGUCGUACUGGUUAUCAUAACAUGUACAAGGAGUACAGGGACACGACCUUGAAUGGUGGAGUUGAACAUAUGUAUAAUGAGAUGGCUUCACGUCACAGAGUGAGGCAUCACUGCAUUCAGAUCAUAAAGACUGCGACCAUACCAGCAAAGCUAUGCAAGAGGGAGAGCACUAAACAGUUCCACAAUUCUGCCAUCAAGUUCCCUUUGGUGUCCAAGAAGGUGAGGCCACCUACCAGGAAGCUGAAGACUACCUACAAGGCGUCAAGGCCCAACUUGUUUAUGUAAUUCUCUUCUUGAAAGAAUUACUCAGACAUUAAGAACUUCGAGAAUUUUGUUUGUUAUCUGAAAACUAUAAGACAUGUGUUUUGGAAGCCAUAAUUUGUCAGUUUGUUUUUUGAAUGAAUGCAUGAGCAACCCAUUUUGUUA
Molecule: messenger RNA, 771 nt
Organism: Impatiens glandulifera
Lineage: Eukaryota; Viridiplantae; Streptophyta; Magnoliopsida; Ericales; Balsaminaceae
Product: 60S ribosomal protein L18a-like
Exons: 4
Coding region: 97-630 (177 amino acids)
Biological process (GO): translation
Cellular component (GO): cytosolic large ribosomal subunit; ribosome
Molecular function (GO): structural constituent of ribosome
Source: RefSeq, a predicted model, not a curated record